AUGAGUUUUGAAAAAAGUGAGUUUGAGAAAAAGAAAGAGGAAGUAGAGAAAAGCAGUGAUGGUGCAGUUCUCAAUGUGAUGGAUGAAAAGAAGCAUUCUUUAGCAAAUUUUCUGGGAAAAGGCCUCAUUUGGGAGACACAUGAAAUGUAUGCAGAAAAGAAGAAUAUCACUGUUGUGUACCCUUUUGUUGAUUCAUUUACAAGCUUUGAUUAA
This is a messenger RNA of Sphenostylis stenocarpa, 213 nucleotides long. The record is from the annotation of a GenBank genome assembly. Lineage: Eukaryota; Viridiplantae; Streptophyta; Magnoliopsida; Fabales; Fabaceae.